Molecule: messenger RNA, 666 nt
Organism: Zychaea mexicana
Lineage: Eukaryota; Fungi; Mucoromycota; Mucoromycetes; Mucorales; Lichtheimiaceae
Product: NADH-ubiquinone oxidoreductase complex I, 21 kDa subunit-domain-containing protein
Exons: 5
Coding region: 51-539 (162 amino acids)
Source: RefSeq, a predicted model, not a curated record
UGCAACAGCGGCCCAUUCAUACUACACACACACACACACACACACAAACCAUGCCUGUGAAGGAGAUCCAAACACCUUAUCCCGUCAUUGACACUGAUCCUAGCUUUGGCCGUGUCGUUCGUAACUUCCGAACAACCGACUACGCUGCAUGGGCUGCUGGCACUGCCGUUGCACCGGCUGCCGUUGUUGGCAUGGAAAAAUUCAACCCUGCCGCCAUUGGACGUAGUCUCCGUAUUCCUAUCCGUAUCAGCGCUUUGAUCGGUUCGUUUGGUGGUUUCUUGUACGCAUACCAGAACAGCAGUCUUCGUUUCUGGGGCUGGAAGGAAAAUGCUGCUGAGGUAGCAAAGGAUCACGAAGAAUUGAGCCAAUUGGCUAAGGAAGGCAAGGCCCUGUAUGGUGAAAGCAACAUGCCCGCACACGUCCAAGCUGCUUCUGCUCAGAACUCGAGAUUCGCUCAGCUCAAGUUCAGUCUUAUUCCUUGGUUCAACCUUGCCAGCCACAACAACCACGGUGUCGAUACUUCGAAAUACAGCUCUUAGAUUGUUUUUAUAGUUUUAUAAAAAAAAAAUAUCAUUCACACAAAUUUUCUACCAAAAAAAGAAACACUGCACUUGUCUUUCCUCUUUCUUGAGUGGUGUGUGUUUUUCUUUUCUUUUUUUUUUGCUU